CUCACACUCUCCCCUACAAACUUUCCACAAAAAGCAGAAAAGAAAGAAAGAAAGAAAGAGAAAGCUAAGGCAAAAAUCUCUUUAUUCCGGCCUUGCCUUCAUCUCCCCCAUUCCAAACAACACAAAACAAAACCAAAGAUCAGAUCAGAUAAACACCAUAUAUACAAACCCCCCCAAACCUUUCACAACCAUAUAUACAUGUUUCCCACCACCAAAAACCCUUUGCCUUUCUCCACAGAAACAACAACAACAACACUGCUCAAAAGGCCAUUUCCAUUUCCAUUUCCAUGGGAUCAUCAAAACCCUAGCUAUCCCAGCCAAGAAGAGCCUCCUUUCUUCCUGCAAUUCCCUUCCCCUUUCCUGGACGAUCAAAUCAUGCCCUUGAACCAAAUAUUCUCUCACCACCCCCCCGGAGAAACUGCACCACUAAAUUCAGUAAACAAAAGUCCCCCCACCACUAAAACCAAGAAGAAAACCCUGCAGGGCUCAACUCCAAGGAGGAGGACAGGGAAGAAAGACCGUCACAGCAAGAUUUGCACGGCGCAGGGGGUUCGAGACCGCCGGAUGAGACUAUCCCUGCAAAUUGCAAGAAAAUUCUUUGAUCUCCAAGACAUGUUAGGCUUUGACAAGGCAAGCAACACCAUAGAAUGGCUUCUCUCUCAAUCCAAAACCGCAAUCAAAGAGCUCAAAAUCACCGCAGCUUCAAAGCACAAUAAUGGCUCAAGCAGCGAGUCUGAAUGUGAAGCUAUGUCCACCAUGGAUGAAAAUGAAGAGAACUCAAACACUGUUGAAUCAAAGAACAAGAAAGUGUGUAAGAAGAAAAAAGAGUCAAGGGAAAAGGCAAGGGCCAGAGCCAGGGAAAGAACAAAGGAGAAAAUGAUGACAAAAACCCAAAACCUCAUCAACCCUUUUCUUGAUCAAGAAUCAAUUUCCAAUUCCUACACUCAAGAACAACACAGCUCUUCCCAUGAAGGGAUUGAAACCCAUUUUGCCAGCAGCCUUGGAAUAACAGAGAAAUACAUCUUUCAGUACCAUGAUGUUCAUCACAACAUCAUCAGCAAUGCUGCUCCAAUCUCAGAAGGGACCAUAGAUCCAACCAGCAACACCUUUAUGGGAUUUCUUGGGAAUUGGGAUCCAUUUUCAGGUAACCCUAGUGGCUCAGCUUAUUUGGGUGCAACAAAUCUUCAUUUCCAGCCUAUGGUCCAAGAAAAUAAUUUCUCCAGCAACCAAUACUAGGUUAAAUUGAAUCUUGAAUUGAUUAUAUUAUUAAUCUGAUUGCCAAUAUUUAUUUAAUUAUUAUUGUCCUAUGUUUUGUUCCAAUCAUCCUGUAUUCUUGUUGCAAAAAAAAAGUGAAUAAUUCCUGCUUAGUGUGUUCAUGUUGAAAUUAAGUAUUUUAAUAAAUCAAAUUAAAUCUGUUGUUAUUUCUAUUUAA
Molecule: messenger RNA, 1432 nt
Organism: Ipomoea triloba (trilobed morning glory)
Lineage: Eukaryota; Viridiplantae; Streptophyta; Magnoliopsida; Solanales; Convolvulaceae
Product: transcription factor TCP12-like
Exons: 1
Coding region: 199-1236 (345 amino acids)
Biological process (GO): regulation of secondary shoot formation
Cellular component (GO): nucleus
Molecular function (GO): DNA-binding transcription factor activity; sequence-specific DNA binding
Source: RefSeq, a predicted model, not a curated record